This is a messenger RNA of Cheilinus undulatus (humphead wrasse), 2414 nucleotides long. RefSeq names its product indian hedgehog B protein-like. The transcript has 4 exons. Gene Ontology annotation, biological process: smoothened signaling pathway; cell fate specification; cell-cell signaling. The coding region runs from base 571 to 1887 and encodes 438 amino acids. Lineage: Eukaryota; Metazoa; Chordata; Actinopteri; Labriformes; Labridae. The record is from RefSeq and is a predicted model, not a curated record. Gene Ontology annotation, molecular function: patched binding; calcium ion binding.
AGGCAGGACUGGCAGGGUGCGGUCUGAAGUGGCAACAGAUCGUUUUGGAUCACUCAAAUCCCUCCAAUUCAAGUGGAAAGCUGCAGCUCGGUGCGCGCUGGCCGCAUCUGGAGAGAGGACGAGCUUUCCAGCAGAGCAGCGGGCUGACACAGGCUGAUGUUGUGACAUGUUCCCAGCGCAGAAGAAAAGAGAGGGAGAGAAACCACAACACUGCAACUGGGCUAUCAGUAACCACUCUCUCUCUUUGACUCUCUCACCCACCGGAUCGACUUUGAACCUGUUUGUUUAAAUUCACGGACUUUACAGCCGGCACACUUACUGUUGAUCCUGAUAGGCGGAGGGAGGGAGGGAGCUUUCCCAGUUUGGCUCUGUUUUCUUUGGACCAGCUGAAACCUUUUCGGUGUCCUCAUGGUGCCCGGUGCAGCCGAGGUGCUGAGCUUCUUAGAUCCGAGUUUCCCGGACGUGAUACCGCGACUGUCACGGACGAUGGAGUCAGGAGCCGAACCGGAGAAGUACUGAAGACAUCUCCCUCUCUCUCCCCCGGGAGAGUCCUCCCUCCCCCGCGGGGCGAUGCGGAUCUCCUUCCUCCUGCUCACCGCCUCUCUGUGCGCCUUGGUCCUCCUCCUCGCACCUGCCUCGGAGGGCUGCGGACCGGGGAGGGGGUACGGCAAGAGGCGGCUCCCGAAGAAGCUCAUCCCGCUGGCUUACAAGCAGUUUAGCCCCAACGUGGCCGAGAAGACCCUGGGAGCCAGCGGGAGACCCGAAGGCAAAAUUACGCGCAACUCGGAACGCUUCAAAGAGCUGACGCCGAAUUACAACACAGAUAUCAUCUUUAAAGAUGAGGAGGACACGGGGGCGGACAGGCUGAUGACCCAGCGUUGCAAAGACAAGUUAAACUCUCUGGCCAUCUCUGUGAUGAACAUGUGGCCCGGUGUGAAGCUGAGGGUGACAGAGGGCUGGGACGAGGACGGUCACCAUUCGGAGGACUCGCUGCACUACGAGGGGCGGGCUGUGGACAUCACCACCUCUGACAGGGACAGAAACAAGUAUGCCAUGUUGGCUCGGCUGGCCGUGGAAGCUGGAUUCGACUGGGUCUACUACGAGUCCAAAGCUCACAUUCACUGCAGCGUCAAGUCAGAGCAUUCUGUGGCAGCCAAAACCGGUGGUUGUUUCCCUGGCGACGCUCAGGUUACCCUCGAGGGCGGUGCUACCAAACAGAUGCGUGACCUCAACCCUGGCGACCGCGUCCUGGCCUCUUCAGCUUCAGACAGUCUCGGCCCCCUGCUCUACAGCCCGGUCUUAUCCUUCCUGGACCACCAACCCAACGCCACAAAGAUCUUCUACAUCAUCGGCACCAGCACGGGACUGAAUAUCUCUCUCACAGCAGCUCACCUGAUCUAUGUGACGGACUGCACGGGCGAGAGAGAGCCGGCUGAGGAGCCGCUUGGCUUCAUACGUGAUGGCAGGCCUCGCUCCAGGGGCCCGCGGACAGUUUUUGCCAGUGAUGUGGUGCCUGGACAGUGUGUACUCACCUCACAAGGAAGAGAGAGACCACAGGCGACUCUUUCAGUCAUCACCUUCGUAGAGGAGCGGAGGAGCACGGGGCUGUACGCCCCUCUAACCCAGCAUGGAUCCAUAGUGGUGAACGGCGUGUUAGCAUCCUGCUACGCCGUCCUGGGCAAUCACCAUUUGGCCCACUGGGUCCUGGCCCCGCUGAGAUUCUUCUACAGCCUAAUGGGGCCCUCAGAGCCGCAGACUGACGGCCUGCACUGGUACCCCUGGCUUCUUCAAAGGCUGGGGCAGAUACUGCUGGAUGCUGGGCACUUCCACCCCUGGGGGACCGAGCAAGGAUUCAGAGAUGAGCAUCAGAGACACGUCUCACACUGAUGAUGUCACUCACUUAUCUUUACACGGAAGAACCAAAGGAGCACCAGAGAUAUUUUUAUAUUGGAAACCUGUUUUUACCUACUCUGCUUGUGUAUUUGCUGUAAGAAAAAAACUCUGUGUAGUAGAGAGGAGGCUAAGACGUCCUGUUCAAUACUUCUGGUAAACUGAGUGAAAUUCAUCCUGAGGAUUAGGAAGACCAGGCAGAAACAGUUUAAUAAGCUCACGAUGAACAUGAACUUUAACACCAACAGAAAUAUCCACACCAGCAUCUCCAGCUCCAUAAAACAGACAACAGACAGCGGGCACUGAAGAAGACAAUUCUCACAUUAAAGGGGACAAGUUAUGCAAAAAUGACUUUUUCAGGCUUUUCUAACAUAAACAUGUAGUCCUGGUCCGUCCACAACCCCCUCAAGUACAAAAAAAUCCAUUCCCUCCCCCGUCUCUUUCUCCAUCUUUCAGAAAAUGUGUGCUUAAACAAGCCAUUCUCAGAUUUUUCCCCUCAUGAUGUCAUGUGGGAAGUUAGCCCC